AGCUUUUAGCAUCGAAAUCCUGACUUGUCCUCACUCAAGAUGUAUCAGCAAAGCGGUUUGCUGUUGGAUGAGCCCGAGACACGGGCGAAUCUGAUUGCCUUGGAGAGUGCAGCUCCGGACCAUUUCUCCAGAAAAUGCAAGAUCAUUUGCACGAUGGGUCCUGCCUGCUGGGACACGGACAUGCUGGUCAAGCUCAUUGAUCAAGGGUUGAACAUUGCCCGCUUGAACUUCUCCCACGGUGAUCACGAGGGCCAUGGGAAGACUGUGGAGAGAAUCAGGGAGGCCUGCAAACAACGUCCUGAUAAGCCCGUGGCAAUUCUGCUGGAUACCAAGGGACCGGAGAUCCGAACUGGCUUCUUCAAGGAAGAGCUUGCAGGUGGCAAAAUCAACUUGAAAGAAGGGCAGGAGUUGAAGCUUGUGACUGACUACACUUUCAAGGGUGAUGCCACUACCCUGGCGGUGUCUUAUCAGCAGUUGCCCACGGCUGUCAAGCCAAGCAGCAUCAUUCUGGCGGCUGACGGUUCUCUCUCUUUGAAAGUCAAAAGCUGCGGAAGCGAUCACGUGAUCACAGAGGUCAUGAAUGACAUUGCCAUGGGUGAGAAGAAGAACAUGAAUCUCCCGGGUGUAAAGGACAAAGACAAGAAAGAUCUUUUGGAGUUUGGAAUUCCACAGGCCAUUGACUUCGUUGCGGCCAGCUUCGUGCAGGAUGCAGAGGACAUCAAGCUGAUCCGCAAGACUUUGGGUGAAGGCAUCAAUAACAUCGACCAGAUUAUCGAAGCCACCGAUGGUGUCAUGGUUGCGCGUGGUGACAUGGGCAUGGAAAUCGACAUUGAGAAAGUCGGUUUGGUGCAGAAGAUGAUCAUCAACAAGUGCAAUCUCAAAGGUAAAUUCGUGGUGACCGCCACCCAGAUGUUGGAUUCCAUGGAGCGCGCUCCGCGACCGACUCGUGCUGAAGCAACGGAUGUCAACCGGCUGCAGGGACACAUCGGGACACAUUGCCUGCAACUGGUUGAAGUCUUGAACGCAGUUCUGGAUGGCACGGAUGUUGUGAUGCUCUCCGGCGAGACUGCCAGUGGCAAGUUCCCGGAACAAGCAGUUGCAACCAUGCGUCACAUUUGCCAAGUGGGAGAGAGGGUGAUGGACUACAAGGCAGGCUCUUCACUGAAUUGA
This is a messenger RNA of Cladocopium goreaui, 1170 nucleotides long. NCBI's taxonomy places the organism in Eukaryota, Dinophyceae, Suessiales, Symbiodiniaceae. The record is from the annotation of a GenBank genome assembly.